Messenger RNA from Scomber scombrus (Atlantic mackerel), 7818 nucleotides. RefSeq names its product retinoid X receptor, alpha a (gene rxraa). Bases 811 to 2415 code for a protein of 534 amino acids. Lineage: Eukaryota; Metazoa; Chordata; Actinopteri; Scombriformes; Scombridae. Gene Ontology annotation, biological process: retinoic acid receptor signaling pathway; response to retinoic acid; cell differentiation. Gene Ontology annotation, molecular function: nuclear steroid receptor activity; nuclear receptor activity; zinc ion binding. Gene Ontology annotation, cellular component: RNA polymerase II transcription regulator complex; nucleus. The transcript has 12 exons. The record is from RefSeq and is a predicted model, not a curated record.
UUUAACAAGCAGAUUUAACGCCAGAUUCAUAUUAGAUAAAACGUCAUCAAAUCCCAUCCCCUACAAUGUAAGUGGGUGUUUAUUUUAUUAUUAUUAUUUCUAUCUUGUGGUAGCUCUUACAGUGAGAUAGGCUAAUUGCUUCAGCGGUGAGUGAAUGCAGUUGAAACAUCUAUCUACUGAGCCAACAGCCCUGGUUCAACAGAUGUGACCAGGUUAAAAUAACAGGAGAUAAGCAGUGGAAAGAAUAAGUAGCUGCUGCUCAGCUGAAAGGGGCUCCACAUGAUUUAGAAAACCUCCACCUCGAGGAAAUCUGCGCACUUGUGAUAUAUAGGCUAUAUAUUGUUUUUAAAAUGCACCCUGUUGGCUAUUCCAGAUUUGCUCUAUGUUAUGUCGUCGAUUUGAAAGUUGAAGAUAAGGCUCCCAUUUGUAUGUGUGGUGUCGCUGCAGCCCGGUCUGCGUUUGUGGGAGUACCCCUGCACAGGUCCCUUUUGCAGUGCGGAUCCAGUAGUUGGAGUUGUUGUACACACCGAGCGCGAGAGGGAGAGGAGAGAGUGAGAGCGCAGCAGCUGAGUGAAGCAAACAGAGGAAGAAACAUUAGGUUAUCUUCAGAGACUAUCACACAUCGACCUGUCACUUUUAUCGCUUCGAGCCCGAGUCCCGUCUACUUGAAGAGGACCACAGCAACAGCAGCAAGAGCAGCAGCAACAGCAGCAGGAGCCCGGGUCUGGUGUGGUCUGCUCGGGCAGCCGCCUGUGAAAAACUCCCAAACGCGGUCGUCUCAGCUGGCAUGAGCUAACCUACUACACAGACAUGGAAACCAAACCAUUCUUGUCAUUGGGGUUCUUGAAGCCCCAGUGCUCGUUGGCUCCUCCCAUGCAGCGAGGCCGCUCAAUGGAGGCUUGUUCCUGCUUCAGUGGCAUGUGUCCCCUCCAUCAGCGUCGCCUAUCCUCAGUCUGCAAGUUGGUUCAUGGAUGCCAUCAGAUAGGGGUCUUAACAGGCAGUCAAAACGAAAGGAAGGGCUGGACUGCUUUUGAUUUGAGCUGUCACCAAGACUCAUCAGGCCAUGUGACUUCCUCGCCUCUGGGCUCACCCACCUCCCACCGGGGAAUGCACCCGUCUCUUCUCAGUCCGACGUCCAUGGGGCCCUCCGGCUCCCUUCACUCGCCCAUCAGCACGCUGAGUUCGCCCAUGAACGGUCUAGCUUCGCCCUUUUCCGUCAUCAGCUCGCCGAUGGGCCCCCACUCCAUGAACUCGCCCGGCAUGGGUUACGGCCCCAGCGUCAGCCCCCAGCUGAACUCUCCGAUGAACUCGGUCAGCAGUACAGAGGACAUCAAGCCCCCGCUGGGCCUCAACGGCGUGAUGAAGGUGCCUGCCCAACCCUCAGGCACGGCCCUGUCGCUCACUAAACACAUCUGCGCCAUCUGUGGUGACCGCUCCUCAGGUAAACACUAUGGGGUAUACAGCUGUGAGGGCUGCAAAGGUUUCUUCAAAAGGACAGUACGCAAAGACCUGAGCUACACCUGUCGCGACAACAAGGACUGCGUCAUCGAUAAGCGUCAGAGGAACCGCUGCCAGUACUGCCGCUACCAGAAGUGUUUAGCCAUGGGCAUGAAGAGAGAAGUUUUGUUACAUGCAGCCGUUCAGGAGGAGCGCCAGCGAGCCAAGGACAGAAAUGAGAACGAGGUGGAGUCAACCAGCUGCGCCAACGAGGACAUGCCCGUGGAGAAGAUUCUGGAAGCCGAGCAGGCGGUGGAACCUAAAACCGAGACCUACAUCGAGACCAACCUCGGUGUGCCAUCCAACUCGCCUAAUGACCCAGUGACAAAUAUCUGUCAGGCGGCCGACAAACAGCUCUUUACUUUGGUGGAGUGGGCCAAGAGGAUCCCCCACUUCUCUGAGCUGCCACUGGACGACCAGGUCAUCCUUCUACGAGCAGGUUGGAAUGAACUCCUCAUUGCAUCAUUUUCGCACCGUUCGAUAGCGGUUAGAGACGGGAUUCUGUUGGCGACCGGGCUGCACGUCCACCGCAACAGUGCCCACAGUGCCGGAGUGGGAGCCAUCUUUGACAGAGUGCUCACAGAACUGGUGUCUAAAAUGAGGGACAUGCAGAUGGAUAAGACAGAACUGGGGUGCCUUCGAGCUAUAGUCCUUUUCAACCCAGACUCUAAAGGUCUGUCCAACCCAGGUGAAGUAGAAGCUCUGAGAGAGAAAGUCUAUGCGUCUUUAGAGGCCUACUGCAAACAGAAGUACCCCGAGCAGCCCGGCAGAUUCGCCAAGCUGUUGCUGCGGUUACCGGCGCUGCGCUCCAUCGGCCUCAAGUGCCUGGAGCACUUGUUCUUCUUUAAGCUCAUUGGCGACACGCCCAUCGACACCUUCCUCAUGGAGAUGCUAGAAGCCCCGCAUCAAAUGACAUAAUAGCAGAGAGGGUGGAGCCCUCCUCACCCUCUUCUUCUUCUCCCUCCUCCCCUCCUCCUCCUCCUCCGCAUGGAUCGGGAGCAGGGUCCUUUUUAAAGAAAAACAACCCCAUCUCCAGCAAAGGGACAGAUCAUGUGACGACUGUGGACAGAGAACCUGUCCCUACCUCCCAUCCACACCCUCUCCUCCUCCUUCCAUCCUCCCUUUUUUGAUGUGUUUCGAAAAAACACAAAUUCAUGUGUAUGGGUCUGUUUUAUACCUUGUAAAAAUAUAUAAAUAAGAAAUAUAUAUAUGAAAAAUCUCACGACAACACGAGUGACAGCAGUGGACUGAGACGAGGACGGACAGAGGACAAAAGAAACGUAUUGAGCCAUCGUUUUUCGUCUGUGCUUUUCCUACACCUUGGCAAGAGAAAGCAGAGAUGAUGGGGGGGGUUUUAACAUCCACAGUUUUGCUUGCAGGUAUAUUAAUGAUAACAAAAAAAAAGACAAAAAACGGCGGUGAUGUCAUAUUCGGACACUCAGCGUUGUGAUCGGGACAAUCGUGGACUUGCGGAGAGCCUCGGGUGGUCUAGAAUUGGACCUGAGCCCUCUCUUGUCUUUCAGGACUGAACUUACUUUGGGGGAAGGGACGGCGGUGGCGGGGGGAAGAAAAGAAAAAAAAACACGUCCGGGAACUCAUCUUGUUCCUGCCUGACUCGACUGAACACGUCAGGUCUUGCACUAGCUGUUUUUGAAGUGUGAGCUUUCUGGAACAGAACUCAGAGAGGUGGGUUAACAAGACUGCAAGUACUCAAAAAAAAAAAAGCUCAGGUCUCUGCCCAAUUCCAACAAAUACAACCAUGUCUUACUCUGUUAGCACUGUGCAACAUCUGGGGAGGAUGGUAAUAUUAGUCCACUAAUCAGCCCUGCAGUUAAUGUAUCGAUUGAUCCAGGAGUUGGGGGAGCUUGUAAUGUACAAUCGGCGCAGUUCUUGUGCACACAGGAAGAAACCAGGCUCUGUUGUAAAAAAACAAAACAAAGAAAAAAACAUAGUCUCACGUUAGCUUUAUGCUACGUCACUGGAUGCCGUGGCGACCAGCAGGUGCAGGAACAAGUUUUUGUCAUCCUGUUUUGAAAAGUUUUGGUCUUUUUUUAUGGUGAUCACAGCAACCUUUAGGACGGCUGGAAACGUGAACGCGCACUCUAGUUCCGGUUUGGGGCGAAUCGUUCCCAAGAUGAGCCUCUGAGCUCCUCUCCGUCCCCUCUCCGACCCCUUUCCGACCCCUACCCGCCUCUCAUUUCAUGUGAAUUUCAGCACACCAUUUUACACCUCCACACUCAAGAACUCUCCCACCAUCACCCCCCUCCCGCUCCCAACGCAGCAGGCAGCAGCUUUCUCUAACCCACCUCGUAUCUACCUGUACAGAAAGUUACAACCAUAUACAGUAUUGACAUCAUUUUUUUAGUUUUUAUCCAUUUAACAACAGCACAAUUACCUCUGUUUCCAUCCCUCCUCGGUUCUUCACACACCCUUUUUUUUUUUUUUUGGACGUAAAAACCCUUUACAGUAUGCGGGAGAAGCGCUUAUCGUUGCAGCAGAGCCAUUAUUUGUUUAUUUGUUUGUUACUUGGCACUUAACCUCAUGACAGUGGAGUCGGGUUUCCUAAAACAGAGAGCUGAUGUCGACGCGUUCAACCCUCUGAGGUGGAUCUUCGGCGCCAGGUUGUUCUUCAAUCGCUCUCUCUGCACUUCUCUGGACAACCAAGUGUCAUUCAAGUCGAACUGAAAAUGUUGAAUAUCUCCAUGUUAUGUAUAAAUAUGCUUUAUGCCCAUAUUCUGCUUUUUUUUUUUUUUUCCUCCCCUUACCUUUUUAUCUAAAUGCUGCAGCUGCUGCGAAACUAUGCAUCGAGUGCAUUUCCAAAGAUUGUCCACAGAGCAGGUGCAUGUUGGUGUGGCUUAAACUGGUCUGAUAUUUUGGUGUUGGUAUCUCGGUUAGGUGUGGGUCCCCUGUAAUAUUCUCACAAACAGGAGUGAAUAUUUUCUAGACAUUUUUUCUUCUUCUCCCUCUGCUACUCAGAUAUUUGAUAGUCAUUCCGCACUGAUUUACUCACCCUUGACUGAUUAUCGGCUCAAAUGGAGAACAAGAGGCUGUUGGCCUUCAUUCGCCACUGUAUUAAUGGAGCUGUGGAGCAAAGUGGGGUUUAAUGACAUGUUAAUCAACAAGUAUAGCAGAAUGUGAUAUGAGGAAAAACACUAAAAAGAGAUUUUCACCACUCUUUCAUAAGCACCUUGACAGUGUCUGAACCCCAAGAAACAAACCUGAGCGUUUUCAUACUGAUGGUUAACAGUCUGAGCUGUAUGGAGUCUCGAAUGUGCCAAAAGAAUAAUCGAUUUUAAUCAGUUCAUAAAUUUGAUACAUUUAACAAAAUACUAAUUAGAUUGGUGUGAAAAGCAAAAAUAAGAUCAUUUAAAGACCGUGUAAAGUGAAUUCAGACAUUUUCUUCUAAACACAUUAAAUAGGGCAUACAUUUAUUUCUAAAAAAGGUGUAAAAAGCAUUUCAAUCAUUUAGAUCUGAAUUGUGGAGCUAGGCUUCACAAACUGUGUUUCAAGAUUUCUGUGUCUGGAUUUAUUGGGCGGGUCUGAAAAUCUCUGCCGCCGGUAACCAAUAGCACGGUUACACACCGGAGCAUAAACCCGCCCCUGCUGCUGUAGAGGUAUAAAUACAUUCAGUGCACACUACUACUACAGUUUACAGUUAGCCAGUUAGCUGAGUUAGCCGCCGAGUUAGCCACCGAGCUAGCCGCCGAGUUAGCCACCGAGCUAGCCGCCGAGUUAGCCACCGAGCUAGCCGGCGAGUUAUCAGCUGAAUUAGCCACCGAGCUAGCCGCCGAGCUAGCCGCUGAGUUAUCAGCUGAGUUAGCCGCCGAGCUAGCAGCUGAGUUAGCAGCAGAAAGCUCUCAGGCCUAGCGUCCAUGUUUCUGUUAGAGGUGGUGACUUUGAUUGACAGGUGACACUUGGUAGGGGGCGGGGUUUCAGCAAACUCGGCGGCCACUCCCACAGCGUUUGGGAGAAGAGAUAUAGGCAGACUUUUACACAACUUUGAAACCUGAUUUCAUAUAUUUGGCGAUUUUUUAAUCAUUCAAAUUUUGCAGGGUGGUUAACAACACACUUUUCUGAGGUAUGUCAAACUCAGAACACAUAUUUAUUUUUACUUUACGCUGACUUUAAUUUCUUUUUAAAUGAUGAAUUAAUAUCGAAUUGAAUUUUAAAAAUGGAUUUGUAAUACAGAUUUUUUGUAAAUAUACAUUUUUUACUUUUUUUAAUAUUCCAUUUACUGCUUUCAUGUUCCACCAUAUGACUCAUUCGUCUCCUGCUUAAAAAUUUACAGUUUACCUUCUGUGCUCGCUCUCAUUAAAGCACUAAAAAUCAAAUGAAGUCCAAUCCACAGAGCAGCAACAGGAGCUUUUAUUGGCCAGCUGUUGCACAGGUGGCAGGAGUGGUUUAUAAGAUGAGAGCUCCAUUUUCUAAUUUCUUUCCUAAAUGUUUUGGCUUAUUAAUUGGUGAAAAUAAAGUCUAAAAAAAGUCUAAUUAUUCUGGUAGCACAGUUAAGACUCUAUAGGCUUUUGGUUUCUGACCAAGACAGCAGUGAUACAAUGGCCAUGUGUACAUUUUUCUCUAUGAUUAGGGACCAAUUUCACAGACGGGAGGUAAAUCCACCAUCUGUGAAACGGAUCCCCAGACACCCAAUGAUCUCUUCCCUUGGAAGAGGGAAAAAAAGAGCAGAGAGCUGCUUCAGAUGCCAGCUCUGAAAAUGUCAGUUUCUGCACACCUCGAGCAGGACUUUAACAUUUACUUUCAGUCAGAUGAGUUCAGGCGAGAGCAAGCGAUGGAUGAGCUGUUAGCUCCCUCCAGUGGAAGGGAAGCAGCGCUGCAACAUCACUUGAUUUUUUUUUUUUGUCUACAGACAGAAAGAUGGCACUUUGUCACAGCGUUAUUACAUUCAUGUUCCUUUUCGCUAAAAAAAACCCCCACAGCACCUGUGCUUGUGCUUGUUAAGACUGAAAAAGGAGCAAUAACCUUGUUUUAUUAUGACUCAGCAGUUUCAGUGAGGCUGUAUUAUUACAAAAACUAUCCAGGUGACAGUAUUGACUGCCAGCUCGAGCUCAGUUUACAGUAUUUAUAUUCUGGAAGAAAUGAUACAUGUCAUUGUUUGUCUGUUAAAAACACAAAAACUUUGGAAUCAAGAGAAGCAGAAAAAAUUAUACCUUUUUUUGACAGGGUGACCCCCAAUCCUCCUGCUCUCUACAAGCCUGAUGUCUCCUCCUCUUAGUUUACUGUGACUGGUGAGCGCAGGUUAUCUUAAGCCAUAAAAUGUGGAUGAUGUGCAAGCUCACCCCCCCCCCCCCCCCCCCCCCACCUCCCCUUACCCUCCUUUUGCAGGAAAUGGACAGACAAGGGUCUUCUUGACAAGAUAAAAGAACAGAUCACCCACGUAGAAUGAUUACCUACAUGAAUGCUUUAUAACAUAAAGCUAUAUUUUGUUAAUAUGUAUAUGUGUAUAUAUUUAUAAAUAUAUAUCAGCAAAUCUGUUCCUUGAGUAUUUCCAAUAUUGAAAGAGGGAGACAAGUGUUUCAGACCAAACCGUUCCGCACCAGGUGUUCUUCAACUCGGAGGUUUACCGUGUUGUUUUGUUUUUCUCUCAACUAUUUGAGGGUUUUGGGUUUUUUUGCAUUAUGACUUUAUAAAAAAAUUAAUUUCGAUCAACCAGCAGAAUCCCAGCAGCUCUAAACUCAAAAAGAACCAGCUUGUCAGCAGUUUAUGGGACCUCAAAAAUCUACGAAAGAUGACAAAAAAAAGAAGAAAAAAAAAAAAGGUUAAGACUUUAAAACCCUCCAAAAUGUAUGUGUUGCUUGGCAAUUGUAUGUUCAAAAAAAUGUAAUCAGGAAAAGCUGAUCGUGUGACACAAUCACUGCUUUCUUUGUUGCAUAGACAGUAAAAAUGUUCAAGUAAAUAGAAAAAAAAAAAGGAAAAAAAAACACUUGAAAAAGAUCUAUUUUUGUACAAAGGUAAUUUUAUCCCUUGCUUAUGUACUUUGUUCUUUCCCCUUUUUUUCUUCUGUGGGCUGUUGUAUACGUUUGUGGAAAAGCUUAUUGGAAGAGGCGAGAAGAGAAAUGUUUCAGAUUGAAAAGCGAGCGGUGAGAGGAGCAGUUUGGCUUUGGCACCUUGGUAACUGUGUCGCCUUUACUUUGCCAUUUUCCAACCCUGUCGCCGCAAGACGGGGAAUGUCUUCUUUCAUUAUAUUUUUUUGUUGUCUAUUUUCAAAAGGAGAUUGGAUUUUUUGUCAUCUGUUCUUUGUGGGUUGUUCUCUGAUGUUCUAUCUUUCAUGGACAGAAAGGUUAUUAAAAAAAACUUUAAAGUGAA